Trachymyrmex cornetzi is the source of this 4553-nucleotide messenger RNA. It is a transcript of the gene ATP7, whose product is annotated as copper-transporting ATPase 1. The transcript has 13 exons. Gene Ontology annotation, biological process: copper ion homeostasis; copper ion import. Lineage: Eukaryota; Metazoa; Arthropoda; Insecta; Hymenoptera; Formicidae. Bases 675 to 4553 code for a protein of 1292 amino acids. The record is from RefSeq and is a predicted model, not a curated record. Gene Ontology annotation, molecular function: ATP binding; P-type divalent copper transporter activity; copper ion binding. Gene Ontology annotation, cellular component: plasma membrane; trans-Golgi network.
UCACCUGGUCCUCCGGAUAUUCGCUCUCGCCUCGGUUUCGCUCGUGAAACAUGUAGCAUUUUCAUAUAACGUGUUGCGGUGUGAUUGGUGUCUUUGUCGAGCUUCAUAUAUCCUGAAUCUUUGAUCAUUAAUUUUUCUAGACGCAAAAUAUAUUUUUAUAUAAACGAUAACUUUUUACGGUUAGAUACAGUGUUACGGUGUGCGGGACUAAUUUAAAAUGUUACUAGAGGACUGUUUUUUUUAUACUUGGACUAGUGUGCACUUUUUGUCAUUAAAGUGAAAUAGACAUAUGUUUGAAAUUUUGCUAAAACGAGACGAAAAGUUUUAGAGUGUAGUUAGUGUAGCAAUUAAAAAACUAAUGUUUGUGAAAACGAAAAUGGGAACUUAACGCAGUUUUAUUGUCGUUUAGUGCUUUUUUAGACGCGUGGAAGACUACUGUGACGAUUACUUCAGUGAAUCAUCGCUCGUGGUCAUACGAGGUUCCUGUCUCAUUUUUGCAGCGAUGUACACGUGAUAUUUACUAUGAUAUGUUUAUCUCUUAGGAUUAGCUUAGGAUUAAUCUUUGGCUAGUGAGAGAAAUGUGAAUUGUGAGGGACAACUUGAUGUGUGACAAAAUAAGUCAUAAAUCUUGACUCGACGUCAUGAUGUUCUCUGGUCGUUUAAUCUAAAGCGAGAUGACUAAGUUCAGAGGUCCGUUGGUGCAUCGGAUGAGACGUGGGUAUCACAGUUUGGUGGAUAUCACGACGAAUGAAAUGAACCGCUCAUUGGUAUCGUAUGAAAAUAUAAGAUUACUUGGGGAUGGCUCCGACGACACCGAUUACGAGGGUACCACGCAUCGCAUACCGGAAGCACGGCAGCUCGUGGAGGAGACCAACACGGUUAAAAUCAACAUUAAGGGUAUGACCUGCCAGAGUUGCGUGACGAACAUCGAGAGGAUAAUCGGCAAACGGCCCGAUGUCGUUAACCUCAGGGUGAUUUUGGAGGAGAAAGCCGGCUACAUUAAGUAUAAGGCCAACGAGACUACGCCACAAAUAUUGGCGGAGGCGAUCGAGGAAAUGGGGUUCACCGCUACCCCGUCCGACGAGUCUACGGAAUACGAAGAGAAAAUUUCUUCAGUACUUAGCACCAGUAUCUGCUUCAUACACAUAGAAGGAAUGACGUGUACGUCAUGUGUUAAAAACAUUACCGGUGCUCUGUCCAAAAAGCCCAGUAUAAAGAACGUAAACAUCAGCCUGAAGAAUAAAGAAGCCAAAAUUUAUUACAGUACUGACUUAACGCCCAAUCAGAUAGCAAUUUAUAUACAAGAGUUAGGCUUCAACGCGUAUGUGAAAGAAUCGGACGACACUGAGAGAUCGCAAUCGGAUCUUGUCCUUAAUAAAAAGAAGAAGAAGAAAGAAGUGGAGAAGAAGAAGGUGGAGAAGGAGGUGGUAUUGCAAGCAAACGGAGCUGGUGAUAUCAAAGAACUGUCGAAAGAACAAAAGUGCUUCCUGCAUGUAACAGGUAUGACUUGCGGUUCCUGCGUUGCUGCGAUAGAGAAACACUGUAAAAAGCUGUACGGCGUAAACAGCAUAUUAGUGGCUUUGAUGGCUGCCAAGGCAGAAGUCACAUACGAUCCUAGCAAAAUAAGAGCGGGAGAUAUCGCUUCCAGUAUAUCAGAAUUGGGUUUCCCUACGACCUUAAUCGAGGAAUGUGGGAGUGGAGAAGGCGAUGUCGAAUUAAAAAUCAUGGGCAUGACGUGCGCAUCGUGCGUGAAUAAAAUAGAGUCGUCCGUGAAGAGGCUACCUGGUAUACGAUCGGCGAUGGUUGCUCUAGCAACACAGCGGGGAAAGUUCAAGUACGACGUGGAAAAGACCGGUAUCAGAGAUAUCGUCGAAUGUAUCAAUAAAUUAGGGUUUACGGCCCAACUAUUUAGCAAUCGAGAUAAGGAGAGCAGAGACUAUUUGGAUCAAAAAGAAGAGAUAAGUAAAUGGCGGACGGCAUUCUUGGUAUCGCUGAUUUUCGGAGUUCCAUGUAUGGCAACGAUGACGUAUUUUAUGAUAGUUAUGUCCUAUGGUAAUAAAACGCAUGAGGAGAUGUGUUGCAUAGUGCCUGGCCUUUCCUGGGAAAAUCUGUUACUCCUCGUGUUCUCCACACCAGUACAGUUCUUUGGCGGUUGGCAUUUCUACGUGCAAGCCUAUAAAGCUUUGAAACAUUGUACGACUAACAUGGAUGUUUUAAUCUCAAUGACUACCACGAUCUCAUAUCUUUACUCCAUCGCCGUUCUCACUGCCGCUAUAAUAAUGAAAGAGAACGUCAGUCCACAAACGUUCUUCGACACUCCGCCGAUGCUUCUUGUCUUCAUCAGUCUGGGAAGAUGGCUCGAGCAUGUAGCGAAGGGAAAAACAUCCGAAGCUCUCUCAAAACUAUUAUCUUUGAAAGCCACAGAUGCUGUGUUGGUUUCGUUAGGAUCCAAUAAUGAAAUACUAUCAGAACGCUUGAUAAGCAUCGAUUUGGUGCAACGCGGCGACGUACUGAAAGUGGUCCAAGGCGCUAAAGUGCCCGUUGACGGUCGCGUACUGUCUGGUCAAUCUGCAUGCGACGAAAGUCUGAUUACGGGUGAGAGCAUGCCAGUGCCAAAGAAGAAAGGUUCAUUGGUAAUUGGCGGUUCGAUCAAUCAGAAUGGACCAUUGCUGGUCACCGCCACUCACACGGGCGAACACACAACGCUGGCGCAGAUCGUUCGCUUGGUGGAGGAGGCGCAAACGAACAAAGCACCUAUCCAACAUCUGGCUGACAAGAUAGCCGGUUAUUUCAUACCCCUGGUCAUAGCAGUCUCCAUAGUGACGCUAGUGAUUUGGAUUAUCAUCGGCUACAUAAAUGUCGAGCAGUUGCCCAUAUCACACAAUGAUCAGAUCAAUAAACACGGUAUGAAUCGUGAGGAGAUCAUAUUUCAGUACGCUUUUAGAAGUGCCCUGGCAGUACUCGCGAUCGCUUGUCCCUGUGCGCUCGGCUUGGCCACACCGACCGCGGUUAUGGUUGGUACAGGCGUAGGCGCGCUGAACGGCAUCCUAAUUAAAGGCGCUGAGCCACUGGAGAAUGCACACAAAGUCAAAUGCGUUCUCUUCGACAAAACAGGAACGUUGACGCACGGUACUCCGACCGUCACCAAGAUCGCUUUAUUCGUGGAAGAGAGGAUCUGUUCACUGGGGAAGAUGCUGCUAGUCGUUGGCACAGCGGAAAUAAACAGUGAGCAUCCUAUCGCAUCAGCAAUCGUACGCUUCGUGAAAGAGACACUCGGAUUGACGACUACUGGACAGUACUCGAAUUUCCAAGCGGUUGCCGGUUGUGGUUUAAAAUGUAAAGUAACCCAUUUGGACGGCGCACUGUUCGAAGUAUUGAAAUCCGAACAGAUCGUCAACUAUAUGAAUCAUGCAUACGAUUCGCCAGUUGGAACGUACAUUCUCAAUAACGUGCCCAUCGAAGCUAUGCCGAUUGCCGAGAUAACACAAGAGAAGCAAAACAUAGAUCUACAAUUACUUUUAAGUCCCGGUAUGCGUGGCGAUCCAGGUGACUUAGAUGACAUGUACGAGGUCUGCAUCGGUAACCGGGAAUGGAUGCGCCGGAAUGCGAUCAAUAUUCCGGAGGAGGUUGAGAGGCAAAUGGUUAACGAGGAGGACCUAGGACACACCGCAGUCCUAGUCUCAAUAAAUAAUAUGCUUGUCGCUAUGAUCAGUGUCGCCGAUACAGUGAAACCAGAGGCACAUCUCGCCGUUUACACCUUAAAGAAAAUGGGAUUGCAAGUAAUUCUCUUGACGGGCGAUAACAGGAAAACCGCGGCUUCAAUUGCCAAACAGGUUGGCAUCAGCAAAGUUUUCGCGGAAGUCUUACCAUCACACAAGGUGGCUAAAAUUCAGCGACUGCAGGAUCAGGGUCUGAGAGUCGCCAUGGUGGGAGAUGGUGUCAAUGACAGUCCGGCUUUAGCUCAAUCAGAUGUCGGCAUUGCUAUCGCAUCGGGAACAGAUGUUGCUGUGGAGGCUGCCGACGUGGUUCUGAUGCGCAACGAUCUUCUGGACGUAAUCGCGUGUUUAGAUCUAUCGAGAAAAACGGUCUGUAGGAUAAGACUGAAUUUCUUACUCGCUAGUGUCUACAAUCUUCUGGGCAUUCCCAUAGCUGCCGGGGUAUUUAGCUCCUUUGGUUUCUUCCUACAGCCAUGGAUGUCUUCCGCCGCCAUGGCUUUAAGUAGCGUGUCAGUAGUAGGAAGUUCCUUAUUAUUGAAACUUUAUCGUAAACCAACUAAAGCCACAUUGGAAACUUCCGAAUAUACAGCAGCUAUGCAAGCCCAUUCCACAGCUCGAACGAUCGAAUUGGAUACGAUAUCACUUCAUCGUGGAUUGGAUGAUUCGGUCGUACCAAUAAAUAGAUCGACAUCCACAUUGUCCAGAAUAUUUGGAAAGUCAAAAGUCGAGGUGGAAGGCCAUCUUCUUGGCGAGGAAACAGAUGAAAUUGACUUAGCUGUGGAUUUUUCAAAUUAUCGUAAAAACGUGAAGAACUCUGCGGACAUAACUUCUGUAUAA